GGGGGGGGGCAUGGGGGUGCAUUUAAAUGGGCAUUCUCAAUAAUUAUUUGCCGAAAAGGAACCAAGUGUAGAGGGGGGAGGGGGAGCAUAAGACACAAAAGUUGGAGGUGGUGGAUCCUCUGGUACAUAGGUGCCUGGAGUGCAGUGGCAGAAGGUCAUAGUCAUCAGUCUGUCUUGGUCUAUCGCACCGAUACUAUAUAUUCUGAAUACGCCAAGCACGUGGAGAAGACGCCGAACAACUGACCAUCCUGGGAGUACCUUUAGCAUUUCAGAAGAAUCGACGAUCGUGUCAUUCAAAUUAGCAAGUGAAACACCGUUGUCAACGCACUUUGCAAAACAUCCGAAGAUGGACAACCAAAACUAUAUCGUACUGCGGGGAAGUUUUACCGACGAGCAUAACAGAUUACGCACCACGUUCUCAGACCCGUACGAUCAGGAAGACGUGCAAAACUUCAAUCAGGCUCUGCAUAAAACUUUAAGCAAGAUAUUUUACGAGUCCGGUCUCAUCAGAUGGGAAAUAAACGACCUUCUUUCUCGCCCAAACAUUCGUGCCGAUCAGGCAUCGAUAUUUGAUCUGAUCCUGGAGCAGGAACGCGCCCGAAGCUCUCGCUCUUGUGGCUUGCCGUUCUAAGUCACUACCAGGAUUCGGCCGAGCUGCUCGUGCGCUUCGGCGCCAAUGCCAACGAGGUCUACGCAUUGCACAGUAGCCAGAAUAUACUCAACCCGCGAUCGAGCCAGCUACUACAAGCAGUCCUUCAGAUGUAUCUCUCAGCGUGGAACGAGCGAUUCAUCGGUAUGUUACUGGGCUAUGAUGUCAAUUUGCAAGCUCGGGACUCCCGCGACAUCACCGCUCUGCAUUUAGCUGUAUCGAAAGUCCGAGUCAAGGUGAUCGAGAUGCUACUCGAAAGAGGUGCCGAGGUCAAUGCCGUGGACCGUUUAAGCAGUGAACCACUGCUCGAAGCAGCCAGCGGUAGACAAGCCGAGGAAAAGCGGUCGUCCGACGAAUUUGAGCAUGAAAAGAUCGUCGAGGCAAAGUACCCAAACCUGUGGCCUUUUUAUAAAUCGUGCAUCAAGAAGCUCGAACGAACGAAGUCUACGACGCUCAUAGAGCGCAGCACGUUUUUUGAUGUUUUGACAAAAUGCCAGUGUCGAAUAGCAACGAUCAUCUGCAACCGAGAAAUCAGAUCUUACGAUUUCAGAAUAUACGGCGAUGAUAUAGCCAAAAAUCUGAACCGUGCGAGGAGCCACUAUGAAUCUAUGAUGGUCCAGGAGGAGGAACUGAGCUGGAUUUUUAUUUAUUUGCCGCACACGCUUAUGAGAAAGAUGGCUCGUUACCUAACAAUCUGUGAAAAUUGUGAGACCAAAAAAAUCAUGCGGGCGUUAGAAGAACCCAGUAGAAGACAGCUAAAUGAGGUCAGAUAUAGCGGGCCCUAUUCGUCAUCGCACGACUGGACAGUACCCAUUGACGUUGUAAAAAAUUCACUACCACUGCCUAAUGGUUUCAGAGGUAUGCAUGCCACAACAGAUGAGUCACUCGACCUGAGAAGAAAAUCAGUUUGGGUCGAUAUAAACCAGACUGGUAUGGAUGUUGCAAUAGAUGAGAAGCAGAUCGAGCCACUCGACCUGAGUGUAGAUGAAUUUCUAAGAAAAAAUAAAAGAAUAAAGUAUUGCUAAAAUAAACAA
Messenger RNA from Nasonia vitripennis (jewel wasp), 1683 nucleotides. RefSeq lists its product as uncharacterized. The record is from RefSeq and is a predicted model, not a curated record. Lineage: Eukaryota; Metazoa; Arthropoda; Insecta; Hymenoptera; Pteromalidae. The coding region runs from base 760 to 1674 and encodes 304 amino acids. Gene Ontology annotation, molecular function: protein binding. The transcript has 3 exons.